Molecule: messenger RNA, 2105 nt
Organism: Papilio xuthus (Asian swallowtail)
Lineage: Eukaryota; Metazoa; Arthropoda; Insecta; Lepidoptera; Papilionidae
Product: putative RNA-binding protein Luc7-like 2
Exons: 7
Coding region: 197-1300 (367 amino acids)
Biological process (GO): mRNA splice site recognition
Cellular component (GO): U1 snRNP
Molecular function (GO): mRNA binding
Source: RefSeq, a predicted model, not a curated record
GACUUUGCCGUUCGUUCGCCAUAUUAAUUUUACUCGUUGGCUUGUUUCGAGUACGAUUACGUUACAAAAAAAGAUAAUAGUUUAAUAUUUACAGUAAAAUUUCUUUUUAUAACUAAGAAAGUAAAAAACAUUAGAAUUGAGGAUAAUAGCACACAUUUGCUUUAUAUUAGGAUCGCAUUGAACCCAAAAUUUGAAAAUGUCGGCUCACGAGCAAAUGAGGGCAAUGUUGGAUCAAUUGAUGGGUACGGCUCGUAAUGGCGAAACCGACAAACAUGGGGUUAAAUUUUACGACGAUUCAGUAUGCAAAUCAUUUUUACUGCAAUGCUGUCCUCAUGAAAUAUUGUCUUCGACGCGAAUGGAUUUAGGUGAGUGUCCUAAAAUACAUGAUCUGGCGCUUCGUGCGGACUUUGAGUUAGCAUCGAAAACCAAAGACUAUUUCUACGACAUUGAUGCUACGGAGCAUUUAGAAGCGUUUAUCGCGGACUGUGACAAGCGCACUGCAGCUGCUAAACAGCGGCUGGCUGAGACUCAGGAGGAGCUUUCUGCUGAAGUGACUGAGAAGGCGAAUGCGGUGCACGAGCUCGCAGAGCAGAUUGGACAGAAGCUCGCCCGAGCGGAAGCACUCGGCGAGGAGGGUAUGGUCGAAGAGAGUGUCAAACUUAUGGGAGAGAUCGAUGAGUUGCGCAAGAAGAAGGCUGUGGCGGAGCAGGAGUACCGUAACUCUAUGCCGGCGAGCUCGUACCAGCAACAGAAACUGCGCGUGUGCGAAGUGUGCUCCGCCUAUCUCGGCAUACAUGACAACGACCGCCGCCUUGCGGACCAUUUCGGCGGCAAACUCCAUCUCGGAUUUAUAACUAUACGCGAGAAACUUGCCGACCUCAAGAAAUUAGUGGAGAAGCGACGCGAGGAGCGCGGGGCGUCGGAGCGCGAGCGCGGUGGGGGCCGGCGGCACUACGUGGGCGGACGGGAACUGGAUCGCCGCGCGCGCAGGCACCGCGAGUCCGCACGGGAUCGCGACCGUGACCGCGAGCGCAAAGAUGCGGACCGCAAGGAAGCAGACCGCAAGGAAGCCGACCGUAAAGACGCAGACCGUAAGGACUCCGACCGCGAACGAGAACGGGACCGCAAUAAGGACCGCGAGCGCGACUACGAACGUGAACGCAGACGUAGCCGCAGCCGGUCCCGCAGCAGAAGCAAGCGUGAUGGGUCUCGGGAGCGGCGCGGCGAGCGGGGUGAGCGUGGGGAGAGGCGCAGCAAGUCUCACCGCCGUUCCUCCUCACGCGACCGCCGGCGGGAAUAACACAUCCCCCCACGUGCCCCUCACGACGACCACACGCACAAGCGCACCGAAAUUGCUACGAUGACACCAAACUCCAGUACUCACCACGAUUUUGUCUCAAAAAUGAAUACCUUUUACAGAAGAGUUCGCGUACAAGCAAACAAAAUUCUUCAGUCGCAUUUGAAAAAAUAGUGCGCGUUAUGAUUAAUAGUUUUAACACCAAAAUUGAACGUUAAAUAAUUUUGCAUGAACAUAACAGGACGGACUAAAUAUCAUCAUGGACAAAACUAAACCUUUGGUACUGAUAAAAAUAUGGUAUAUGAAACGAUUUUUAGCAUAAAAAAAAAACUAUUUGUUAAAAAUUACAUUUUUUAUAGGUUUCUAUGAAGAACCGGAGAUAGCUAACAUUAAUUGCGCGAUAAGUAGACAAUAAUCCUCCACUGAACGUCGAUACAACGCUGUGGAUUGUAAUAUUUGUUGACUAGCGACAUCUAGUGGUAUAGUCAAAACUGAAUAUGAUUAGUGUAAGAGGCGAGUAGAUUUUGAUAUCGUACUAUAGUGAAAAAAAAAAACAAAAAAAUCUAUAUUAAGGACGUAAUUAGACAUUUUUUAAUCAAUGCGAUUAAAAUACGAUUUUCGGUUAUUAAAAUGACUUUAAUUGACUUGUAUUAGUAACAUACAUUGCGUCUGCAGUGAUUGACAAUCUUGCUGUUGUAAUUUUCUUUAUAAAAUUUCGGUAUUUUGUAUAUUUUAACAUUAAUCUUUUGUAAGAAACUAAAAUCUUUAGUUAUGUUUUUAGAUGUUUUGAACUUAUGUUACAGAAAAA